Molecule: messenger RNA, 2232 nt
Organism: Penicillium diatomitis
Lineage: Eukaryota; Fungi; Ascomycota; Eurotiomycetes; Eurotiales; Aspergillaceae
Exons: 2
Coding region: 1-2232 (743 amino acids)
Source: RefSeq, a predicted model, not a curated record
AUGACGGCUAGUAUGGAUUCUGGACCCUCUCAAAUAUCAAAGUCUAUCUGUCCGCCAGUCCGGAUGGAAACACGAGUCAAGAGUCAACCUUUCAGGGAUGGAUCAAUAGACCCCGAUGGGAUGGCCCUUCGGGAUUGUGUCUUGGACCCCAUCCCAUCGCCGCGAAGGUGGUCACCUACAUAUCAACCUCGGCGUCGGACAAGCAAACACUACCCACCCUCCUUAUCCUUUGCACCAGCGCCUCCGGUGUCAUCAUCGGACAUGCAUGAACCGCCUGUACCUCUUCCACGUCGGGCUGCAGAUCGCACGUCGUCUUGCGCUUCGCCGUUUCGGUCUGUUCGCAGAAUGAAGGAGCCUUUUCAACUGAGAUUGCCAGGGUCGCCUGUAUCAGCAUCGUCUCCAGUCUCAGCAUCUUGCGAUGGCACAUUUCCUUUCUCCACACGACCCACGCGGCAGUCCUCAAAGACACCGAAAGUGCAUGCAUUGAGAACGUGGCGAUCAGACCAAAAUCUAACGUCGGCAAGCAUGGCAGCGUUCGGCUUGUUGCCCAGUCCUCCAAUCUCCGAAUCCAGGCCAGCAAGUACUGGCCCGGACGCCUCCUACUUUGAAAGUCAAAAGGAAUCCGCCACCCUUCAGCCUGGAUAUUUGCACCCACCAGGUCCUGCCACUGGAAGGUCCUUCAGUAGCUCAAAGUCAAACAAACCACAGGCACCGAAGCUUCAGUCGCAGCUGUCUCGAAAAGCUUCAGAAGAGACACUUGCAGAUGAGAAGCCUCCUCGUGAACCACCCGGAGCCUCAGUUUGGCAUACUAAGUUACCUGAGAAGCGACGUACGGAUGUAACUAACGUUCACGAGGCGCAUUCAAUUCUGAUUCGACAGUGUGAGGAAACACUCGCGACCUCAAGCCCCAAAGAACAUCCAAGACCCGUGGAUAAGCAGACUGUUGGUUCGCCUUCGUCACACUACAGUGUUCAAAUUUCUAUGUCCUCCGGGUCCCCGAAACCUCAACGACCGCGGACGACGACAGUCUCGAGCGAGGCGAGUUGGGUGCCCACUAAUUUCUCGUAUUGUGAAACAUGGUUGCAGAGUGUUCCACAUAAUCGGCUCGAUCGACAGGAUCAUCCUAGAGAGUCGAACCGCCGAAAGUGUCAAAUCAUUGAACAGGACCCGCCGAUGCCCACAUUCAACUGGUAUCCGGAGACGCGAACCCUUGACGAACCAGUGAGAUUUGCCGUGGCGAGUAAACCGAAGCUUGUGGACAUAUCGCGGCAAUCCUCACCUUCAAUGGGUGCCUCUGUUCCACCUUUUGCGCCCCCAUUCCUUGGUCACCAACCUGCGCGAUCUCCGAUGACCCCAGAUCAGCGACAGGAAGAAAUUUCCGCUUUCAGCCCAGACACGCCUUUGGAUACGCCACUCGAAAGUGCGGAACAAAGGACCGAGUUUGAGCCAGAUGAAUCGGAUUGUCCGAUUGAACAGUUCGCGCACUCUAGAGACGACGAUACAAUCUCUGAUCCUGGGUCGUUGACAUCUGACAGUGUUUCGUCGACCGUUAUUGGCGACAAGCUGGAGUCCACCUUCGAUGAGAAUGAGGCUACACUGCAACCAGAGAUUCGUUCGGGAAGCGUCAGCCCCAAAGCGUCGCCGUACCUGCGAACACACUCGCCGGGUCACGCGUUCCGUCCGUCUGAAGAUGAGAAGCUGGAAAAGCAAACUUCCUGGGACUCUCAGUGGACACUGGAUGACCAUGAAUGGUCUCUGGGUGAACUUGAACACUCGGUGAAAGAUUUUCCUCGCCAUAUGCUUCGACUCGCAUCGCCGGUCAUCGUCUUCCUUCGCAAAAACGACGAGAAGACUCUAUUACGUCAUUUUCGAACAAUCUUUCCGACAGUCGCAGACAAUUUGCUCGAUUGUCUGUGCGCGGCCCUCAUCGCACGCAAUUAUCUUCAUUCCUUGAGCAAGUUGCAGCGCAGGAGACCGUCAUUAUCAUCACGAGCCGACUCGUACUGUGUUGAGGCUGUGCCAGCAAAGGCCUACAGUACCUUGGGCAUUCAGCUCCCAACCGCAUCACCUAGCCGCGCCAAGGAGCGCAGGCCUGGUUCCCGCACGCUGGAUCUUCACCAUCAUGUCGAGAAAAUCAUCGACAGACUUCUCUUUGCUAUCAGCGGCCGAUCCGACGGCACGCUCAAGUCAGCUCUUGAGGUCCUUGCCCAAGUACUUGAGACACAUGUCUAA